This is a messenger RNA of Vigna radiata var. radiata (mung bean), 1136 nucleotides long. RefSeq names its product glutathione S-transferase DHAR3, chloroplastic. Gene Ontology annotation, molecular function: glutathione dehydrogenase (ascorbate) activity. The coding region runs from base 132 to 920 and encodes 262 amino acids. The transcript has 6 exons. The record is from RefSeq and is a predicted model, not a curated record. Gene Ontology annotation, biological process: ascorbate glutathione cycle; protein glutathionylation; cellular oxidant detoxification. Lineage: Eukaryota; Viridiplantae; Streptophyta; Magnoliopsida; Fabales; Fabaceae.
UUGUGAAACGUUGGAUAGUGCCACGUAAACACCACUGGAACCAAAACCACAACGAAACAUCAUCGUCAACAUCGGGUUCGGAGUAGAAGCUGAACAUCAUCGUCAACAUCGAGUUCGGAGUAGAAGCUGCAAUGUCCACUGCGAGAGUUCAAGUUUCGGCGUGUGCGUUUUCCGCUGCCGUCAACAACCUCCGUCUCCGGCCAACCGCCGUCGUUUCCUUCACCAACCAUUUCAGGAAGAAGUCUCUGAGGGUGGUGUCAAUGUCGUCCGUUCCCCCUUCCCAACCCUUCGAAAUCGCCGUUAAAGCUUCCGUCACUACACCCAAUAGGCUGGGCGACUGUCCCUUUUGCCAAAGGGUAUUACUAACACUGGAAGAAAAAAAUCUACCUUAUGAACCCAAGUUGGUGGAUUUCAGCAACAGACCAGAAUGGUUCCUUAAAGCCAAUCCUGAUGGUAAAGUUCCUGUCGUAAAGUUUGAUGAGAAGUGGGUUCCGGAUUCAGAUGUUAUUACUCAAACAUUGGAAGAGAAGUAUCCUAUCCCACCAUUGGUGACCCCACCUGAAAAGGCGACAGUAGGUUCAAAGAUAUUUUCUACAUUUAUUGGAUUUCUCAAGAGCAAGGAUCCCAAUGAUGGAACAGAACAAGCACUACUAAGUGAACUGAGCUCUUUCAAUGAUUACAUAAAGGAAAAUGGCCCUUAUAUCAACGGUAAUGAGAUAUCUGCAGCUGACCUAUCACUUGGACCAAAGCUAUACCAUUUGGAGAUUGCUCUGGGGCAUUAUAAGAAAUGGACAGUACCUGAUUCACUUACCUCUUUGAAGGCUUACACGAAGGCCAUUUUCUCGAGGGAAUCGUUCAUUAAAACAAGUGCACAACCGCAGGAUGUCAUUGAAGGUUGGCGUCCUAAAGUAGAAGGCUAAUAAUAUCCACUGGUCACACUCAUUUCCAUUACACUCUCACGACUAUACCGCCGAGGAACAAUGUAUGAAGAAUUUAAAGACCUAUAUCGUUUUGUACUAUAAUCUUCUCAUUCACUAUAUAUUAUGGAAUAAAUAUUUAUUAACUAUACUUGGUCUCAGAUUGUAACAUGUUUGAUAAGAGUCCUCAAUGAAAAUAGUUGCAUUCCCUAAAAUAAA